CAUUCGGAUACUUGUAUGUACCAUCACGAGCAGACAGCACUUUCACAGUUCAUAGUGCUCAAAGCCUAUAGAAACUCGAACACGUGACAAGCUCCGUGCAUAGCCACAAGGAUCUGUUCCUCUCAUCCACACUCACCAUCCAUAUAACAUCGAAUCACUCGGUUGCAUCAUGAAUCCCACGGGCUAAACCAUCCCCGAAGCUUUGAAAGCUUUCAAGAGCUCAUUGCAACCCAAAAAUCUACUCUCUCUCGCACCCAUGGCCAGCCCCCCGCCCUCCCGUCUACUCUUCCUCUCAGAUCUCGCACUACUUGCACCAGGCGAAAAGGUAAGAUUCCUAGGCUGCGUCGAAGAAUACCAAGUCUCGACCGGCACGCUCGUGCUCCAGCACCACUACCCUUCAUCCUCAGCCAUCCCAACCGCGCGCGUGAACAUCGACCACGUGCUGGAGACGCUCAAGAGCACCGAGGUGCUGCAAGUGGGGGCGUGGGUUAAUGUUAUUGGGUACGUCACUGCUGGCGAAGGCGAACCACCAGCACGCUCGUCUCGGAAAGCUGGAGAUGCACCGCGGCAGAGCCAUGUCCAAGCGAUAGUGCUGUGGUCGGCCGGUUCGCUCAAUUUGGACGAGUAUGAGAAAGCUGUGGAGCAGAGGAAAGCGCUGGAGACGAAUUCAGCGCCGCUGGGAUGAGGCUGAUGUCGUGUCGGUCUCAAAGAAUGUUCGAGGUGGGAAGCGUUGCCGUGAACAAGUCUAGACCAAAAGAUUCCACCGUUAAGUCAUUUUCACUUCAGUAAGAGCUAGAACAAAGGCAGUCAAAAUAUCACAAAAGCAGAGAGCAAACAACGAUAAUCGUAAAUUGGAGUCGAUUGAUUCAUCAAAU
This is a messenger RNA of Mytilinidion resinicola, 875 nucleotides long. RefSeq lists its product as uncharacterized. The record is from RefSeq and is a predicted model, not a curated record. The coding region runs from base 257 to 685 and encodes 142 amino acids. Gene Ontology annotation, cellular component: CST complex. The transcript is spliced from 2 exons. Gene Ontology annotation, biological process: telomere capping. Gene Ontology annotation, molecular function: single-stranded telomeric DNA binding. NCBI's taxonomy places the organism in Eukaryota, Fungi, Ascomycota, Dothideomycetes, Mytilinidiales, Mytilinidiaceae.